Molecule: messenger RNA, 1464 nt
Organism: Anopheles funestus (African malaria mosquito)
Lineage: Eukaryota; Metazoa; Arthropoda; Insecta; Diptera; Culicidae
Gene: Trmt61
Product: tRNA (adenine(58)-N(1))-methyltransferase catalytic subunit TRMT61A
Exons: 2
Coding region: 186-1334 (382 amino acids)
Biological process (GO): tRNA methylation
Cellular component (GO): tRNA (m1A) methyltransferase complex; nucleus
Source: RefSeq, a predicted model, not a curated record
UAAUCUUCUUCACUUGUUCUAAUUAUUUUCUGGAAAGUUCAAGUUUGUAUCCAAAAAUGUUAUAAUUUCGUUAUGAUUGGUCAAUUUUGUAAAACCGCUCUAUUUUGAAAUUCAAACUUUUUCACUGUGUCAUCCAACGCGACCAAGUAAGUAACACGUGUAAUCCUCUGUCAGCUGUCAGUCGUAUGCCGGGUGAUCUAUUUGUAAACAUUCUACAAGCCGCUUGGCUCACACGUGUAGUUUUAAACAAACAAGUGUUGUGCGUUGUUAAUAUACUUCUUCAUUUCGCAAAUAAAUCAAAUUUCGUUCGAUUAACGAUGAGUUUCGCCGGUCCGAAAGAAGUGAUAGCCGAAGGAGAUACGGUCGUGCUGUAUCUGACACCAGCCGCAAUGCACACGAUCGAUGCGGUGCCACAGAUACGCAACAAAAAGAACGAAAUGAUCGAGUACGUGUUCCAAACGAGUUUCGGUGCGUUAAAGGUGCGCGAUCUAAUCGGGGUCCGGUAUGGUUCCCGCGUUCAGCUCACCAAGGGCUGGGCGCACGUCCUGCAACCGAACCCGGAACUGUGGACCCAAACGCUACCACACCGUACACAGAUUCUCUACACGCCCGACAUCAGCAUGAUACUGUAUCAGCUGGAAGUGCGCCCGGGAAGCAUCGUGAUCGAGUCCGGUACCGGUUCCGGUUCACUGUCGCAUUACUUUCUGCGCGCCAUCCGUCCGUCGGGCCACCUGCACACAUUCGAUUUCCACGAGGAGCGUGUACUAAAAGCGCGCGAAGAGUUUGUCUCCCAUGGGCUGGGCGAUAAUGUGACCGUGCGACAAAGGGAUGUAUGCGAACAGGGAUUCGGCGACGAGCUGAAUGGUGUAGCGGAUGCCGUGUUUCUGGAUCUGCCCGCACCACAGCUCGCCGUCCCACAUGCGGCAAAAGCACUGAAAGAUGAAGGUGGUCGCAUUUGUUCGUUUUCACCCUGUAUCGAGCAAUCGAUGCGAGUCUGCGAAGCACUUGGCCAGUGUGGCUUCAUCGAGGUGCAGAACAUUGAAGUGCUCCAAAUUGAGGACAUCGUACGCACACGCAAUGUCCCCAUAAUCGAGCUUGAUUUUCUCAAAACGAAGGUAAAUGGAGUGGUUUCUAAUAUUGCGAUUGUUGAAAGCACCCUUCAAAACUCUUUCUACUUAUUGAUAAAUUUCUUACAUCAGCGUAUGGAGACGGACAAGGAUCUGAAAACACCCCGGGAAAGCAAAAAGUACAUUACCUCGUCGGCACCUAACACGAUGGCAGGACAUACCGGAUACUUAACGAUUGCCGAGUUGCCACCGCUCUUUGCCCGGUAAUGCACGUCCAAACGAUGGACAAGAAAGAAUGAAACUCUUGACGAAAGAGGGAAAGGAAAUUACUUCGAAAUCGAAAGUGACCAGUUUAAUGAAAAACUUUAUCUACAAUAAAUACAAUUAAAACAUAUUA